GCAGCCGAGCCCAGGCCGGCCAGUCAGUGACUCGCCGUGCCUUACGACACACGUGCCUUCCGUAACAAUUAACCAUUGAAAACUUUACGAUCGAGUGAUGAACGCGUGUUAGUGCUUCCGAAUGGUGCAAGUGUGUGAUAGUGAGGGACAGGGGCAGCUGAAGAUGGCGAGGUCCCCUCGCAGGGUGCCCUCCCGGAGGAGCCGGAGCCGCUCCAAGGAGCUCACCAGACUGCGGAGUCAGCUCAAUGGAAAAGGCUCAAUCCAGCCGAAUGGUGAUUGGAUGACUAUCUCCGCCCGGUCCCCGAGCAAGGACUCAUCGCCACCGAAGCAGAUAAACUUCGCCGAGCCGCUGGUAGAGUCGGUGCGCGUGUACCUGGCCAAUGAGCUGCCCUCCAAGCAGCUAGCGCUCGUGCCGCUCGUGCCGCGCGCUCCCUCGCCUCCCGCACCGGCACCUGCCGCGCCACCCGCCAGCGAUGUCGACAUAGCGGCGCACACCGCGCGCGACGAGAUCAAAGGCAUCAACUUCGAGGGGCGGUUCAAACGGAAUGACCUGAACAACAACGCGUCGCGCCCCCAGCCCUCGCCGCAGCGCGCCAUGCCCAGCCAGGCGGAGCUGAUGCAGCGCCAGCCCCUCCUGGCGCGCGCCGCCAAGAAGGACGCGCCGCAGCCCGCCACCGACGACUCCGACCCCGACCAGGAGCACUCGCCGCAGCGCGCGCACGCCGGCGAGUUCGUCGUCGAGAUCCCGCCCGGCACCGUGCGCGAGGAGCGCUACCCCAAGGAGAUAUGGAAGACCAUCCUCUCCUUCUUCUUCCUGUUCCUGUGCGUGUGCAUCAACAUGAUGUCGCUGUCGCUCGUCCACGAGCGGCUGCCCGAUAGAAACAAAACGGAGCCCCUCAACGACAUAGUGCUGGACAAUAUAACCGCGAGAGAUUGGGGCCUGGCGGUGUCCGAGUACCUCAUCAUGGUGUCCACGACGGUGGCCAUGCUCGUGGUCGUGUUCCACAAGCACCGGUUCAUCGUGGCGCGCCGCUUGUUCUUCAUCAUCGGCCUGCUGUACUUGUACCGGUCGGUCACCAUGUUCGUGACCGUGGUGCCGGUCUCCAGCAAAACUUACUACUGCAGCCCGAAGAGCAACGCCACGACGCCGCUGCUGGUGAUAAAACGGAUGUUCUAUCUGAUAUCAGGGUUCGGCCUGUCGAUCAACGGCAAGCACACGUACUGCGGCGAUUACAUAUACUCGGGGCACACGAUGGUGCUCGUGCUGAGCUACAUGAUAGUGGCGGAGUACUCGCCGAAGAAGCUGUGGCCCGUGCACUGGGCGAUGUGGGGCUCGGCGCUACUGGGCGUUUCGUUCGUGCUGCUGGCGCACAGCCACUACACGGUGGACGUGGUGAUCGCAUACUACGUGACCACGCGGCUGUUCUGGACGUUCCACUCGCUGCUGGUGACGCCGCACCGCAACGGCAGCGGGUACAACUACCACAUGAUCCAGCGCGAGUGGUGGUACUGGCUGUUCACAUACCUGGAGCGCAACGUGCGCGGGCCGCUGCCGCGCCGCUACGACUGGCCGCUGCCGUGGCCGCGCACCAAGCUCUUCAGCCGGCUCAGCUAGUGACGCGCGCGCGCCGCGCUGCCGCCGCCCCACCGCGUAUGACGCUCACCUUCUGCGAGUGCCGCUUCAGCACCUGCAGCUCCUUGGGACUGGUCCGCGUGCAGAUGGCCAGCGUGAGCGUGUAAUCGAACUGGUGCACGAUCAAGUUCAAGUAGACGGUCUCUUCCCAGUCGAUCUCCGGGUCGCCGAUGGGCAGCUUCUUGGAAUCUUUGCGGAAAACCUCCACCUCCGUCU
Messenger RNA from Chilo suppressalis (striped riceborer), 1849 nucleotides. NCBI's taxonomy places the organism in Eukaryota, Metazoa, Arthropoda, Insecta, Lepidoptera, Crambidae. The record is from the annotation of a GenBank genome assembly.